ACGUGUACAUUUACCCCAUGUUCCAAGUAAAAUGUGGCUCAAUUUGUUUAACUAGUUAGAAUACUUCGAAUUUGUAGACAAAUUUUUAUGUUUGUGAGUUAUAUAAUCGGUGUUUCUGCGAAUUAUUCAUUGUGUGGGUGGUCAAUAUGAGUGUGGGGUAAAUCGGGUUCUUUUAGUGGAAAAUAUGGCUGAUUAUGUUGACGUAUCAUCUUCUUGAUAUUUAUGGCAAUUGUUGAGGAUAAUUGACCAGCACACGUUGCGAUGUCGGGUGGCGCCGAAGAGCCUCCUGGACUGUCUGAGGACACUGCAUCCGAUGCAAUCGGUGCAUCCAAUCUCCAGGAACAGGAUAAAUCGGAACUCGUCAGUUACAAAGACAUUAUGAUGAAGAAUAAAGUUGAUUUGAAGAAGAAAGAGGAGGAAGUCCAGGAGUACGUCAACAAAUUAUCAAAAAUAAAAUCUCGAACGAAAUUAUCACGACGCAGCACAGACCCUUCUACGUCCCUCGAGUCUUCAAAACUCGAUUCAUCCCUCCCGAAGCUAGAAGAUGAAGACGAGGUCAACGACAUCAGCGAGGCGAAGACCCCAAAGGCAAAGUCUCACCUGCUCCAGAAGAAACUAGCCGAGAAUCGAAAAAUAUUCGAGCAACGAAGUAAGGAGAUAACCGAGUCUAAUCGAGCGGUGGAAGAAAAAGUCGAGGAGAUAAGAAAACAGAUAAACGAGACUGAGUUGCAAAAGGACAUUUACAUCCCCGUCUCCAUCACUCCCAUCUCCCUCUUGCCUCAGCCUUCCGGAAAGGAUCCUCAUCAACUUCAAGAGAAAGACAACAAAAUAGAAGAACUAAACAUGAAAAUCCACGAGUUAGAAGCAAUAAUAAUCGACCUGCAGGAUAAUCUCAAGGAGAAAGAUUCUGUCAUUGAUUCGAAGAUGAAAGCAGUGACUUUAAUGUCUGAAGAUCUCUCGAAAAAAGGUAAAACUACAUUGGAUACUUUAGAAGAAACUAAGGACGAGAUGAGAACGAUGCAGCAGAAUUUCGUGCUGAUGGAGACAUCUUUUAAGGACAAACACGAACACUUGUUGGAGCAAUUGAAGGAGAAGUCUAAUCGAGUCAUUGAGCUUGAAGAAACGUUGGAUAAGAUGGAAAACGAGAGGAAGAUGGCGAUUGAUCGGACUGAUCAGUGUCCCUCGUCAGACGAAAUGGUGGGGGAGAUGAAGAGAGAAAUGACAGCGAUGCAGGAAAAUUUUAUUCUCAUCGAGACGGGUCUGAAGGAUAAAGUGAAUAACUUAAUCCUUCAGCUUGGCGAACGUGAUAUGAGACUGGCAGAAGUCGACGGCUCUUCGUCGAAUGAACGAACGAAUGAUAGUAUAGACGAGAUCAAUAGAUUAGAAGAGAGCAAUCGAGUGCUUCGGGAGGAGAACGAGAAGUUAACAAAAACUGUUGAGAAUGUGAAAAUUCAGAACGAGCUGAACCAGGAGAAGGAUAAUAGGAUUACGGAGUUGGAGGGAAUUGUUGAGGAACUUAGGAAGACUCCUGACGAGAGUGAGGCUGUGCAGAAGCUGAAGAAGGAGCUGGAGGAGUUGAAUAAGAAUAUGAUUAAGCUGAAAGCACAGCAUAAGAGCAAGCUCAGGAAUCUUAACAAGCGACUAGAAAACUUUAAAAUGGUCUCUGAUGCUAAUGCUGAAUUGGUAAAGCUUGGAAAUCAAGUUGCACUUUUGGAGGAGGAGAAAGGUAACCUACAGCUGAGUCUAGUAGACUUUGACGAACUUAAAGCGUGGUCAGUUGAAUUGCAGACUCGUAUCGGUGAACUAGAGAGCAAAGUUGAGGCUCAAACUGGUGUUAUUCAGGCACAUGUUGAUGCUAUUGCUACCUUGGAGAAUCAGAAACUGGAUCUUAUGCAAGAGCUUCACAACGUAAAACAAGAAAUUUCUGCCCUCGAAGCCGAGAACGCAGACUGUGAGAACCUUCGAGUAACCGCUGAGCUCAAAGUUGUUGAGUUGGAAGACCAACUAGAGUCACUAAACCGCGCCAAACCCCAGAGCACCUCCACUACCUCCCUUCACAACGAUGAAUCCAACGAUAAUAAACAACCAGCUGUCGACUCUUUCGAGUCCAUCGAAGAGAACCGAAACGAACUUCUGAAACAAGUUGACUUACUAACUCAGCAAAACCAAAACCUGGAGAUGCAGCUGCGAGAGUUCAGACAGAGGGAUCCAGCAGUCGAGAAGAAAUCCUCGGACACAGACUCCACCGAGUCUUUCGAGAGAAUUUCAGAUAACAACGAUGGAUCCACCAAGAUGGAUGCUCUGAUUAUUUCAGAGGAGAAACUAUCAGAACCCCAAGAACACCUAACAGAUCUUCACCAGAAAAUGGAACAUCUCGUUCAAGAGAAUAACGAUUUGGUGAUAGAAUUAACAAAACUCCAGGAAAAAGUGAGCCAUCAAACCGAAGAUUAUAAAACAAGAUUGACAACCCUCGAACUCCAAAAUUCAAAAUUGAAGCAGAAUCUGACGAAUCUCUGCAACGAGACAGCUUUGAUGUCUCUGGCAACAGAGAUCUCAAAUUGUAAGCAAGCAACCGAGCAACAACUACAACUCAUAGAGAACUUGGAGAUGACUCUUCUCCAAAGUAAUCAACAACUAUCCGAAAAACGGGAAGAAAUAACAGAGUGUCAGCAAUUGAUCAAGAACCUAUCAUCAAUUCAAUCCAAAUUCACUGAAAUGGAGGAGAAAAUCGAACACUUGAACAUUGAGAAGUCCUCGAUUGCUGAGAAAUUCCAAUUGUCAUCAAUCGAAAUUUCAGAAUUAUCCCAGAAGUCGAAAGAACUGGAAAACACGAGCAUCGAGAAGAUUAACAAUCUACAGUCUCAAUUAUCUGACCAAAGCUCUGAGAUACUUUCUCUAAAAGAAGUCAUCACCACCAACGAAAAAAUCCUGGAAGAAGUAAAACACGAAAACAAUGAAUUGAAAAUCACAAUUGAUUCCCUGCAAAAAGAAAAAUCGUGGAUGGAAGAUGAAAACACCCAUUUAAAUAAUCAAUUACAGCUCAAAGAAGAUUCCAUAUCUGCUCUCGAGGGAGAGUUUAAAACAACAGUCUCCAUCAUCGAAGACAGGCUGAAAGAUAAAGAAGUGAUGCUAAUGUCUUCAGAAAGUCAAAUUCCAAUAUUACAGAAUGAAUUAGAAGAGAAAGACAAGAGUAUCGAAGAGUUUGAGAAGAAAAUAGAAUGGUUGGAGGCACUGUUGCAGGCCAAGGAGGUGACACUUGCAGAAGAAAAGGAGAGGAUGACUGCUGAAUUCGACAGCAACGUGACAUCUUUGGAGAAAGUGCUAGAGAAUAAAACGUCUCUUGUUGCUUCUUUACAAACAGAAAUUCAAUCGUUAUUGGAAACACUGAAGAACAACGAAGUAACGAUAAUUACGCUGCAGGGUGAGAUAAAUUCUCUGCAUUCUGCCUUAGCAGAGAGAGAAAUUUCUGCAGUUUCUCUUGCUGAAGAGACCAAUGCCUGUCAAGAGUCUCUCAUGGAGAAAGAGAGUCUUUACCAGUCAUGCUCAUCGACAUUAGCUUCAGAUAAAUCAGAAUCAGAAGUUGCAAAUAUUGAGAUCCAGCAGAAAUUGAUAGAUCUUCAAUCCCAAGUGGAGAAUUCCAAUUCAAUUAUCAAAAAAUUAAAAGAGGAAAUUGAGAAUAUUACGAGCGCUAAGAUUGGCUUGGAACAGGAGGCUGAGCAAAUACGAUUAGGCAAAUCAUCACUUGAGAUAUCUACCACAGCAUUGUCUUAUGAAUUAGAAUUAUUGAAGAUUGAAGUGAACAUGAAACAUCAGGAGAAUGAUCAACUCAAAGUGAUGAUUGACGAAUUGAAAACUCGAUCAGAUUCGAUGGAUAAAGAAUUGAAGGAGAAGUAUAAUGAAUUGGAGCAUAACAAAGCCGAAAUUAAUGAUAAAGAAUCAAUUAUUAUAAAUAUGAGAGAAGAAGUCACUAGAUUAAAUGAAGUCAUCGCGGAAAAGGAGAAUAGUUGUACAGCUCUUGAAGCGGAAAUAAUGGGAUUGCAGCAGCAAUUGAGAGAAAAAGCGACCUUUACAGAUAAAAUUGAAGAGUUGACUCAAAUAAUAACAGAAAAGGAAGAAACGAUCAACAGAUUAGAGUCUGUCGUCACUGAGCUUAAUGAGAAACUCUGUGAAACGAGCACUAGAGUUAAUGAAUUCGGACAAACAUUACGCGAGAAAGAAUCAAUCCUCUUAACUUUACUAGAAGAAAAAGAAAGUUUAAUCCAACAAAUUGCGGCUGAAACUUCAGCUAAAGAGGAAGCAUUAGCAUCAAUUGCAUCCCUAAAUCGUCAGCUAGAGAAUCAAACGUCAUACAUCGAGGAAAUAAGAGCUGAACUGAGUGAUGCUUACAGAAUGAUGGAACAAUUGAAGCUGAAACAUAUGGAGGACAUCGGAAUGCAGAAUCAAAGGCUAGAAGAAAUAAUCCUUGAAUUGAAUGACAAAACGAGUCAAUGUAGUCAAUUGACUUCUAUUCUAGAAGAGAAAGAAAGAAUCAUUGGGGAAAACGUGACACUGGAGAUUAAGACAUCCUUAGAACAACGAAUUAUUCAGUUGGAAAAAGAAUUAGAAGAUGUCAAUGCAACCAGUCAAGCGCAAUUGCAGAAAAUGAAAGUGAUUGCUGCAAAUCUUAAGAAGAAAACAGCCCAGUGUCAAGAGCUGGAAGCGAAGGCUCACGAUUUCGAAGAGAAAUGGACGAAUGAAAAAUCAGAGAAGGAAGAAAUCAAUAUUAGACUCCAGCAGGUGCAAUCGGACGUGGAAAUGAAGAUAAAUAAAAUGAAAGAAUUGGAACAACAGUUGAUUGAUUCCUACGAGGGUACGACGAAUGCAUCUGAAACGAUUCAGAGAUUAUCGGACGAAUUGAACACAGCUAAUGACACAAUAUCCAGUCUUCACGAUCGUGUGAAAGUUCUACAAUUGGAAACAGAAAGACUGUCAGCUGAAAUCGAUGAAAAAUCUAAAUCAAUCGAGAGUGAAAAGCUGAUGAGAGAUUCUAUAACUGCAGAGUUCGAAUCUUACAAACAGAUCACUGAAUCGGAUUUGAAUUCUUCUAACGAGAAAAUUAUGCUUUUGAAUGAACAAAUUAUGGAGAAAAAGGAAGAAUUCAAAAACUUGGAAGAAACCAAUACGUUAAAUCAACGGAUGACAUCGGAGACUAUUGAACUAUUGAAAACACAAUUGAGUCAAUUAGAAGAGACGUUGAACUCCAUGAAAGAUCAAAUUGAAUUUUUAGCUGCAGAAGUCGAGAAUAAAUCUUCAGAAAUAUCUUCCAAAGAUCAACAAAUUGGAGUAUUAACCCUCGAAAUUGACGAUAAAAACAAUCAGAUCUCAUCCCUGACCAUCGACAUUGACCAGAAGAUCCAAGAGAUCGAUUCCUUAACAUCAGAAAUUGAAUCUGAAAAAUUAUCUAAAGACUCAAUCACCUCCGAACUCGAAGCUCUCAAGACCCUGAAGACAACCCUGGAGCAAGAACUAGAAGAAGCCAAAGAGAAAGCUCGUGAACUAGGAGUUAGAAUGCAAGUGAUGGAGACUGAAUACGUCGACCAAUUGAACACUAUCCAAACCCUGAGAACAGAAAAUGGAAUGUUGUCUUCCAAGCACGCACAAACGCACGAGCGCCUGGAGAACACAGAGGCAGAAUCCACCGAACGACUGCGAGUCAUUGAAUCCUUGAAAAAUGAGAUAAUCGAGCUGAAAAAUGCCCAGCCAUCCUCUCACCCCCCGGACUCCUGCGACCACUGCGAGAGAUGCCAGGGACUGGUGAAUGCAUUGGAAGGAAAACUACAAGAGCGAAAUGCUGAGAUUCAGAACCUAGACAACGAAUUGGCGAAUUCCAUCGCAAAUUUCUUACAAAUGCGAGAGAAUCUGAGGACUCAAGAAAUGCAGUGUAACGAAGAGUCUCAGGAAGCUAGAAAAUCAUUGGCUCAAUUCAAUAACUUAUUAGCGAGAAAUUCAGAUAAUGAAUUGAGAAUUCAGCAAUUGCACGAGCAGAUAAUUAAUUUGAACGAUAGAAAUUGUGCUCUCGAUGAAGAACUGAUAAAAACUCGAGAAAUUGCAGCUUUGGCCCAACACUUCGAGCAACUCCACCUGAAUUUAUCCCAGAUUCAUCAAGAAAAGGAGAAAGAACUCGAAGAAUUGAAUGCAAAAUUCCAAGAAUUGCAGAUUGAGAAGGAUGAUUUAUCCGAGAAACUCGACAAUUUGAAGUUGGAGAGGACAACAGUUGAGAAGCUGGAGAAUAUAGUUCCUGAGAGGAUUGAGCAAGUCCCUCCAGCCCCUAAAUUAUUCGACGCUGCCAAACUCUUCACUGCCCCAGCUCCUUGGGACGUAGACAGCUCCAUUGAAGACACUUCAUCCCUCAAAAAAAGACUUGAAGACAUCGAGAUCGAGAAAAGUCAAUUGUCCUCUCAACUUAAUCAAUUGACCACCGAAAUCUCUUCAUAUCAGCUAGAAAUUAGACAACUCAGAGAGAAGAAUGAAGAAUUAGCGCAGUUAUCUUCCGAAGCAGAAGGAAUAAAAUCGAUUGUGAGAGAUUUCGAGCAACAGGUUCAACUUCUGAGUGAGGAGAACAAUCAGCUGCGAGCUGAGCUGCUUCAGCGCCAGGAGUUCAUCGCGAGACCCGUUGAGGACUUGAGAAUAUCUCAAGACUCCACUGAUGCAAUGAUUGAGACUCUGAAGAGGGAGAAGGACGACUUGCAGAAUACGAUUGUUCAUUUCAUCACCAAUGCAAAACGACUGAUUGAAGAUGGAGGAAACUCUGAAGAGUUCAGCAUAAAUGAUUACGUUACGGAAUUGACUGCAAUCAUAUCGACAAUUCGAUCGUUGCAGCAGAGGAUAAUUGAUUUGAAUUCAACUUCAGUACUUCAAUCUCAAGAGAAUAAAGAAGAAGUGUCCGAGGAGAUGAGGGUUGAGUAUUCUUUAGGAUUGUCAGCACCUCCACUUAAUGAUGAGGAGAUUAAGCUCGACGAUGAAGAGGAGUGGGGCUGGAACGCCCAGGAUGCGGAGUUGGGCUCUGGAUUAGCACUGGCUCCGAUCUGCACUGGAGAAACUCAACUCAAGGCUAGGAUAGCUGAAUUGGGAGACACAAUUAAAGACUUGGAGGACGAAAAACUCAAGUUGACUGAGGAAAUUAAAGUGGGACAGAUUCGAAGUGGGAAGUUGGUGAAAAAACUAAAGCAAUUCAAGGCCCAGAAUGAAAAUCUUCAGAAACAGUUGAAGCUGCAGAAAUCCUCGGGUAGCUUGUGCGACCUCGACUCGGCGAUUGAAGACGAACUCAAGUCCCAGAUCUCCCAAUUAGAAAAGAACUUGAGUGAAGUUAAAUCAGAUCACAACAAAAUCAUUCAAGAACGAGACAAUCUGUUGAAACGAAUUGACGUUCUGAUUGCUGCCAAUGAAAGGUUCACAGAGAUGAAGGAACGUCAGGAUCGUGAAGUCGAAGUUCUUCAAAUCCGGAAUAAGGAGUUGGCGAGUAAGAUCGGAGGAGUUGAGAGAGAUAUUGGGGAGGUAUCUACAUCUCUUGAAACGUGUGAAACUGAAAAAUCAACGAUCGAAAAGGUCUCGAAAGAGCAAUACGACGAGCUCCAGGAAUCCUUGGAGAUGUUGGCAACUGAGAAUGAACAGCUGAGGACAUUAAUCGAAGCUGAGAAGAGUGAGAGGCUUGCAAUUGAGAUUUCCUUGAGCGAAAGGAUGAGAGAGAUUGAAAAGUCUAAGAAUCAGACUGACGAGAUGAAGAUCGGGUUCGAUGAAACCCUGAAGAAAUGUCAGAAUUUGGAGACGGAAUGCAGGACUAAUUUGGAGAUUGCCAAUCAAAGGAGGAUUGAGGUGGAGAAUAAUCAUGAGAUUGUGCUUGGCCAGGCGUUGCAGCGUUCACAAGAGCUGGAGAGUGAAAUAGCUGAACGAAACGAAAGAAUCAGACUGUUAGAAGAGAGUCUGAAUGCCUCUGAGCAUCAGCUCAACGACGCGCAAGAGACUCUGUCCAAUGUUACCGAACUAUUGAACGUCAGGGUUCAAGAAGUUGCGGAAUUGCGACAACAGAUCCAGCAAUUACAAGGUGCAAAGAUUGAAGCAGCAACUUGUCGUGUUAACGUAGAUAAUUUAAACAAGAAAUUGAUGGAAACGGAGGAAGACAUGUCGCGAAAACUGACUGAACAGGAAGAGGAUUUAUCUCGCAAGUUGACACAGAGAGAAGAAGACUUGACGCGUAAAUUAACUGAACGAGAAGAAGACUUGACCCGUCAAUUGACCGAAGCUGAAGAAGAUUUGUCGAGACAAUUAUCUCAUAAAGAAGCAGAAAUGAAGGAAUUGUCAGCGAAACUGCAGGCGACAUUGCAGGAGAAAACUGAAGAAAUUGAUUCUCUAUCUUCUAAAAUUCAAGAACUCUCGUCAGACCGUGACACAUUGCGUUCUACUAUUGAAAAUCAGAAUCAAGAACUCCAGUUGUUGAAAGAAUCAUUGGAUAAGAAUGAAUGGCUGGUGGAAGCCCUCAAAACUGAAUCUAACGUAAAAAAGGAGACAGUUUCCACUCUAGAAAACGAUUUGUCUUCUUCUAGAGAAGAAAUAAUACGUCUGACAACAUCAAUCACCACUUUGACAUCAGAAAUAGAUCAAAGGCAUCAGGAGCUCUCUUCAAAAGAAAACGAAAUCGAGUCCCUGAAGGGAAUUGUGACUAAUCUGCAAGCAAAAUUAGAAGAGCGAAAUUGUGAAAUCUGUCCUAAAUGUAAAGAAAACGAGGGGAUUCUCUCGGAAAUAGAACUUUUGAAGGAGCAAUUGAGGCUUAAAGAAGCGGAAGUUGAGGAUUUAAAGUACAUCUUGAACGAGAGUACGUAUCCGCGGAUUUUCCAAGAGCUUCAGGACAAAGUGAACUCUUUAUACAAUGAAAAAACUCAGUUGGAAACAUCUCUGAGUUCCGCUCUUCACCAACUUCACGCCCAGGGAGUUCCUACAGCACAGGAGGCUAUUGUGGAAGACGAAGCUUCAGUGAGAGUUAUAGAUCUUCAGAAGACAUUAGAUGUGAAGGAGGCGGAGGUGGAGUCAUUAAAGAAGAAGUUAGAGAGUAAGACCACUGAGUGUUCGUUGUUGGAGAACGCAUUAGCCAAAGAAAUAUCGAGUUCGUCUUCCAGUGGGGAGGAAUCUCAGGGGAUGAGGGAACAAUCCCUUACCUCGAGUGAACUAGAUGUGGCGCUCUAUAUGCUUCAUCAGAGGGAUGUGAGGUGCGAGGAGUUGACUCAUGAGUUGAUGCAGUUGUUGGAGGAGAGGGAUACCCUGCAGUUGAGGCUUUCUAACGCCAUUAGAUUGAACGAGGAGAUGAGGAGGGGAGGUGCUGGGGAGGUGACGACGUUGAGUGAACAGCCUGUGAAUGUUGAUGCAGAGAAAAUUCAGGAAAAGAGUGAUCCCUCGCGGGAGAAAACUGAACUUGCUCAAAAGUUGUCCCAGCUGCACACAGUGGGUCACAGACGAGAUAUUCGAUUGAUGGAUGAUCGAGAAUUGAGGAACACCCAGCAAAUGUCACUGCUGGCGCACAAAGACGCCCUUAGUACCCUCCCUCCGGAUGCCGCUGCCAGACUCAUCAAUGCCAAUUACACCCUUUCACGAGACGUCCAGAGUCAAUCAAGCGUAUUACUAAAUUGGUUGUGGGGUAAAAGUACACCAAAAAGAUUAUCGGACGAAUUGAACACAGCUAAUGACACAAUAUCCAGUCUUCACGAUCGUGUGAAAGUUCUACAAUUGGAAACAGAAAGACUGUCAGCUGAAAUCGAUGAAAAAUCUAAAUCAAUCGAGAGUGAAAAGCUGAUGAGAGAUUCUAUAACUGCAGAGUUCGAAUCUUACAAACAGAUCACUGAAUCGGAUUUGAAUUCUUCUAACGAGAAAAUUAUGCUUUUGAAUGAACAAAUUAUGGAGAAAAAGGAAGAAUUCAAAAACUUGGAAGAAACCAAUACGUUAAAUCAACGGAUGACAUCGGAGACUAUUGAACUAUUGAAAACACAAUUGAGUCAAUUAGAAGAGACGUUGAACUCCAUGAAAGAUCAAAUUGAAUUUUUAGCUGCAGAAGUCGAGAAUAAAUCUUCAGAAAUAUCUUCCAAAGAUCAACAAAUUGGAGUAUUAACCCUCGAAAUUGACGAUAAAAACAAUCAGAUCUCAUCCCUGACCAUCGACAUUGACCAGAAGAUCCAAGAGAUCGAUUCCUUAACAUCAGAAAUUGAAUCUGAAAAAUUAUCUAAAGACUCAAUCACCUCCGAACUCGAAGCUCUCAAGACCCUGAAGACAACCCUGGAGCAAGAACUAGAAGAAGCCAAAGAGAAAGCUCGUGAACUAGGAGUUAGAAUGCAAGUGAUGGAGACUGAAUACGUCGACCAAUUGAACACUAUCCAAACCCUGAGAACAGAAAAUGGAAUGUUGUCUUCCAAGCACGCACAAACGCACGAGCGCCUGGAGAACACAGAGGCAGAAUCCACCGAACGACUGCGAGUCAUUGAAUCCUUGAAAAAUGAGAUAAUCGAGCUGAAAAAUGCCCAGCCAUCCUCUCACCCCCCGGACUCCUGCGACCACUGCGAGAGAUGCCAGGGACUGGUGAAUGCAUUGGAAGGAAAACUACAAGAGCGAAAUGCUGAGAUUCAGAACCUAGACAACGAAUUGGCGAAUUCCAUCGCAAAUUUCUUACAAAUGCGAGAGAAUCUGAGGACUCAAGAAAUGCAGUGUAACGAAGAGUCUCAGGAAGCUAGAAAAUCAUUGGCUCAAUUCAAUAACUUAUUAGCGAGAAAUUCAGAUAAUGAAUUGAGAAUUCAGCAAUUGCACGAGCAGAUAAUUAAUUUGAACGAUAGAAAUUGUGCUCUCGAUGAAGAACUGAUAAAAACUCGAGAAAUUGCAGCUUUGGCCCAACACUUCGAGCAACUCCACCUGAAUUUAUCCCAGAUUCAUCAAGAAAAGGAGAAAGAACUCGAAGAAUUGAAUGCAAAAUUCCAAGAAUUGCAGAUUGAGAAGGAUGAUUUAUCCGAGAAACUCGACAAUUUGAAGUUGGAGAGGACAACAGUUGAGAAGCUGGAGAAUAUAGUUCCUGAGAGGAUUGAGCAAGUCCCUCCAGCCCCUAAAUUAUUCGACGCUGCCAAACUCUUCACUGCCCCAGCUCCUUGGGACGUAGACAGCUCCAUUGAAGACACUUCAUCCCUCAAAAAAAGACUUGAAGACAUCGAGAUCGAGAAAAGUCAAUUGUCCUCUCAACUUAAUCAAUUGACCACCGAAAUCUCUUCAUAUCAGCUAGAAAUUAGACAACUCAGAGAGAAGAAUGAAGAAUUAGCGCAGUUAUCUUCCGAAGCAGAAGGAAUAAAAUCGAUUGUGAGAGAUUUCGAGCAACAGGUUCAACUUCUGAGUGAGGAGAACAAUCAGCUGCGAGCUGAGCUGCUUCAGCGCCAGGAGUUCAUCGCGAGACCCGUUGAGGACUUGAGAAUAUCUCAAGACUCCACUGAUGCAAUGAUUGAGACUCUGAAGAGGGAGAAGGACGACUUGCAGAAUACGAUUGUUCAUUUCAUCACCAAUGCAAAACGACUGAUUGAAGAUGGAGGAAACUCUGAAGAGUUCAGCAUAAAUGAUUACGUUACGGAAUUGACUGCAAUCAUAUCGACAAUUCGAUCGUUGCAGCAGAGGAUAAUUGAUUUGAAUUCAACUUCAGUACUUCAAUCUCAAGAGAAUAAAGAAGAAGUGUCCGAGGAGAUGAGGGUUGAGUAUUCUUUAGGAUUGUCAGCACCUCCACUUAAUGAUGAGGAGAUUAAGCUCGACGAUGAAGAGGAGUGGGGCUGGAACGCCCAGGAUGCGGAGUUGGGCUCUGGAUUAGCACUGGCUCCGAUCUGCACUGGAGAAACUCAACUCAAGGCUAGGAUAGCUGAAUUGGGAGACACAAUUAAAGACUUGGAGGACGAAAAACUCAAGUUGACUGAGGAAAUUAAAGUGGGACAGAUUCGAAGUGGGAAGUUGGUGAAAAAACUAAAGCAAUUCAAGGCCCAGAAUGAAAAUCUUCAGAAACAGUUGAAGCUGCAGAAAUCCUCGGGUAGCUUGUGCGACCUCGACUCGGCGAUUGAAGACGAACUCAAGUCCCAGAUCUCCCAAUUAGAAAAGAACUUGAGUGAAGUUAAAUCAGAUCACAACAAAAUCAUUCAAGAACGAGACAAUCUGUUGAAACGAAUUGACGUUCUGAUUGCUGCCAAUGAAAGGUUCACAGAGAUGAAGGAACGUCAGGAUCGUGAAGUCGAAGUUCUUCAAAUCCGGAAUAAGGAGUUGGCGAGUAAGAUCGGAGGAGUUGAGAGAGAUAUUGGGGAGGUAUCUACAUCUCUUGAAACGUGUGAAACUGAAAAAUCAACGAUCGAAAAGGUCUCGAAAGAGCAAUACGACGAGCUCCAGGAAUCCUUGGAGAUGUUGGCAACUGAGAAUGAACAGCUGAGGACAUUAAUCGAAGCUGAGAAGAGUGAGAGGCUUGCAAUUGAGAUUUCCUUGAGCGAAAGGAUGAGAGAGAUUGAAAAGUCUAAGAAUCAGACUGACGAGAUGAAGAUCGGGUUCGAUGAAACCCUGAAGAAAUGUCAGAAUUUGGAGACGGAAUGCAGGACUAAUUUGGAGAUUGCCAAUCAAAGGAGGAUUGAGGUGGAGAAUAAUCAUGAGAUUGUGCUUGGCCAGGCGUUGCAGCGUUCACAAGAGCUGGAGAGUGAAAUAGCUGAACGAAACGAAAGAAUCAGACUGUUAGAAGAGAGUCUGAAUGCCUCUGAGCAUCAGCUCAACGACGCGCAAGAGACUCUGUCCAAUGUUACCGAACUAUUGAACGUCAGGGUUCAAGAAGUUGCGGAAUUGCGACAACAGAUCCAGCAAUUACAAGGUGCAAAGAUUGAAGCAGCAACUUGUCGUGUUAACGUAGAUAAUUUAAACAAGAAAUUGAUGGAAACGGAGGAAGACAUGUCGCGAAAACUGACUGAACAGGAAGAGGAUUUAUCUCGCAAGUUGACACAGAGAGAAGAAGACUUGACGCGUAAAUUAACUGAACGAGAAGAAGACUUGACCCGUCAAUUGACCGAAGCUGAAGAAGAUUUGUCGAGACAAUUAUCUCAUAAAGAAGCAGAAAUGAAGGAAUUGUCAGCGAAACUGCAGGCGACAUUGCAGGAGAAAACUGAAGAAAUUGAUUCUCUAUCUUCUAAAAUUCAAGAACUCUCGUCAGACCGUGACACAUUGCGUUCUACUAUUGAAAAUCAGAAUCAAGAACUCCAGUUGUUGAAAGAAUCAUUGGAUAAGAAUGAAUGGCUGGUGGAAGCCCUCAAAACUGAAUCUAACGUAAAAAAGGAGACAGUUUCCACUCUAGAAAACGAUUUGUCUUCUUCUAGAGAAGAAAUAAUACGUCUGACAACAUCAAUCACCACUUUGACAUCAGAAAUAGAUCAAAGGCAUCAGGAGCUCUCUUCAAAAGAAAACGAAAUCGAGUCCCUGAAGGGAAUUGUGACUAAUCUGCAAGCAAAAUUAGAAGAGCGAAAUUGUGAAAUCUGUCCUAAAUGUAAAGAAAACGAGGGGAUUCUCUCGGAAAUAGAACUUUUGAAGGAGCAAUUGAGGCUUAAAGAAGCGGAAGUUGAGGAUUUAAAGUACAUCUUGAACGAGAGUACGUAUCCGCGGAUUUUCCAAGAGCUUCAGGACAAAGUGAACUCUUUAUACAAUGAAAAAACUCAGUUGGAAACAUCUCUGAGUUCCGCUCUUCACCAACUUCACGCCCAGGGAGUUCCUACAGCACAGGAGGCUAUUGUGGAAGACGAAGCUUCAGUGAGAGUUAUAGAUCUUCAGAAGACAUUAGAUGUGAAGGAGGCGGAGGUGGAGUCAUUAAAGAAGAAGUUAGAGAGUAAGACCACUGAGUGUUCGUUGUUGGAGAACGCAUUAGCCAAAGAAAUAUCGAGUUCGUCUUCCAGUGGGGAGGAAUCUCAGGGGAUGAGGGAACAAUCCCUUACCUCGAGUGAACUAGAUGUGGCGCUCUAUAUGCUUCAUCAGAGGGAUGUGAGGUGCGAGGAGUUGACUCAUGAGUUGAUGCAGUUGUUGGAGGAGAGGGAUACCCUGCAGUUGAGGCUUUCUAACGCCAUUAGAUUGAACGAGGAGAUGAGGAGGGGAGGUGCUGGGGAGGUGACGACGUUGAGUGAACAGCCUGUGAAUGUUGAUGCAGAGAAAAUUCAGGAAAAGAGUGAUCCCUCGCGGGAGAAAACUGAACUUGCUCAAAAGUUGUCCCAGCUGCACACAGUGGGUCACAGACGAGAUAUUCGAUUGAUGGAUGAUCGAGAAUUGAGGAACACCCAGCAAAUGUCACUGCUGGCGCACAAAGACGCCCUUAGUACCCUCCCUCCGGAUGCCGCUGCCAGACUCAUCAAUGCCAAUUACACCCUUUCACGAGACGUCCAGAGUCAAUCAAGCGUAUUACUAAAUUGGUUGUGGGGUAAAAGUACACCAAAAGUAGUCCACAUGUGACCAAAGCCAAAAUCGAUAACUGGAUAACUUCCACAAGUUCCAUAAAACAUUCCCUACAAUUAAUUGAAGCGAUUGACUGCCAAUUGAUUGUUUCUUGCCUGGGACGGGAAUAAUGGUAUUCACCAUUCAUCAAUUCAAUUUAACGAUGUAAAUUGAAUUAUCUAAAACACUGGAUCGUCAUUCAAAGGAAGUGGGAAGAGGAAACAUUUAUAUUUGUACAUUGAAUUCGUUGGAGCUUUUAAAUGCGUGUAAUUAUAUCAGUGACGAUUAAUUUAUGAAAUACAAUGAGUUAAAGCUGGUGCCUUUAUCGUGUGAAAGAAAAAUAUAUUUAUGAGAUGAGAAUGCAGAAGUGGGGAGUGAGAAGAACAGCAAUGUAAUAGAUUGUAUUAUAAUUAUAAUAUAUAGUGUCAUUGUAUAAAAAAACAUUGAAAGUGUAUUUACUAACAACGGAAGGAGAAAAUGUACAUUCAAAUUAAAUUUUCAUCGAGUGGAAUAACUGUCAA
Molecule: messenger RNA, 15002 nt
Organism: Diachasma alloeum
Lineage: Eukaryota; Metazoa; Arthropoda; Insecta; Hymenoptera; Braconidae
Product: protein lava lamp
Exons: 13
Coding region: 262-14499 (4745 amino acids)
Source: RefSeq, a predicted model, not a curated record